UUGAUUACAUGUUUUCCAAAGAGUUCCUGGAUAUGAUGCAAUAAUAGACCUUAGUGUCUGGGCAACAGAAGAUGGACAUUUCCUAGCCAGGUCGAUAUCAGAUAUUUCUGGUGAGAAAGAACUUUAUCACCUGAAUUUGUGUAGAGGAGUGACGCACAGUCCUUGUCCUUCAUCUAGCAUUCUCUGUAGGGUCAAUCAGGACGAAACUCAGAUGUUGGAGAAUAUUGGAAACCUGACAGAUCAUCAUUCAAUAGAAUAUAUUCCAGAAUCCGAGACUAUCAGUGUAAAUUAUCCUGGAGCCCUGUUACCAGUAACCAUCAAUAUCAAGUGCGACAGAGAUGCUUUAAAACCUCAGGUCUCCAUCGAGUCUGAUUCUCCUAAAGGAGUAGUUUUAAGGUUUCUAACAGUUGGGGCAUGUUUGGUUCCAGCUAUACAAUGCGUUACACAGGAUAAUGAUGGAAAUAUCUAUGAUCUCUCUUCUCUCAAAACUAUGGAAUGGGAGAUCGGAGUCUCGAACGAGAAGCAGAGUCGAUAUCAAAUAAAGGUGUGUGGAAGUUUACCAAUAAGUCCUGAGAACCCAUGCAGAGAGCAGGCUGGGAUAUGCUCCUACAGUUUCAUGAACAACUCAACCAGGAUGGUCGAACCUCAUAACCUCGGUAUAAUGUACAAACGACCUGUUGUUAAUGAGGACGGAGAUAUAUCUCUGGAAUAUAGUCAUGGGACAAAGUAUUCGGACAACAAGGGUAACUCCUGCAAUAUGAGUUCAGAAAUCAUUCUCAAGUGCUCAGAUAGAGAACUCGGGCCAAGGUUUGAAGAAGCAACUGCUUGUAAGCAUACAUUAAUCUGGAGUACCACUGCCGCCUGUCCACAGCAGAAACAGGUUUCCCACGACUGUACAGUACGGGAACCAUUGUUCAGUAAUCUCUUCAACCUGUCCAGCCUUUACAGUACAACAGAUUAUAUUCUGCGGGGUGAAGAAGAGAAUUAUAUUCUUAAUGUUUGUGGACCCUUGAUCUCCGACUGUAGUGGUGCUACCUGCCUUGAGUCCGGGGAGAGGUUGACCUACCUGGAGGGAUCCCUGGAGAUGAAUAUACAUUCACGUACCUGCCCAGCGGAUACUAAUUCAACAAUAGAUGCAAGGAUUGUAUUCCUGUGUAACCACGAGAUAGAGAGGGGAGCUCCUGAGCUUGUUGUAGAGAGAGAUUGUGAACUAGAGAUAGAAUGGAAAACUUCAUUAGCUUGUCCACCCCAUCAAGAGGUUCAGUGCAGUUUACCCACAAUGGAUGGAGUUAUUGAUCUUUCUUCUCUCUCUCUUCCUCAUCAGAAUUAUCAGGUUGAAUCAGAUACAGGAGAAAUAUUUCUGUUGAAUGUGUGUAGAUCUCUAGUUCAUAAUAAUCAAUCUAGAUGUCCUUAUCAGGCUGCUGCCUGCCUUCUUAACUCAGAGGACACGAUAGAUGCGAAUAUUGGGGAAGUUGAUUCAUCUCUUCAUCUUGAUGAAGAUGGAAACCCAAUUCUUACAUAUACCCUGGGAUCACUCUGUAAGGAUCCUGAGAGUAGGUUGGGUCACACCCAGACUAGUAUUAAGUUCCUGUGUGAUCCGGAACGUUUUGAUUCUGAGCCUGAGUUUCUUGAAGUCUUUGAUUGUCAUUACUCCUUCCAAUGGAUCAAUGCUGCUGCCUGUCCGGUCCAAACGUCCAUGGGAAACUGUUCAGUGACAAGUCCACAGUCAGGAUUUACUUUUGAUCUCAGUUCUCUGAAUAAACCUCAAGGAUGGAGAUGGACUGAUACUGGACAUCAUAUGAUUAAUCAGCUAGAUUUAAAUGUUUGUGGAGGAUUACCAUCUAGUAUUUGCGCUGAUGGUGGUGGGGUUUGUGACUCCAAUGGAUUAAAUUUGGGACAAGCCAACUCUAAUCUUACUUAUUCAGAGGAACAACUGUUCCUUACUUACUCGGGAGGUAUUUGUCCGGGAAAUCCUGGAUCCACAGCAGAAACUAGAAUAAAAUUUAUUUGUCCCCCAAGGUAAAUAAAAAAAAAUUUAAAACAUAAUUCGAUA
Messenger RNA from Eurytemora carolleeae, 2053 nucleotides. It is a transcript of the gene Lerp, whose product is annotated as cation-independent mannose-6-phosphate receptor. The transcript is spliced from 20 exons. NCBI's taxonomy places the organism in Eukaryota, Metazoa, Arthropoda, Copepoda, Calanoida, Temoridae. The coding region runs from base 212 to 2023 and encodes 603 amino acids. Gene Ontology annotation, biological process: lysosomal transport. The record is from RefSeq and is a predicted model, not a curated record. Gene Ontology annotation, molecular function: D-mannose binding; signaling receptor activity.